Trichoplax adhaerens is the source of this 1797-nucleotide messenger RNA. RefSeq lists its product as uncharacterized. The coding region runs from base 1 to 1797 and encodes 598 amino acids. The transcript has 2 exons. The record is from RefSeq and is a predicted model, not a curated record. NCBI's taxonomy places the organism in Eukaryota, Metazoa, Placozoa, Uniplacotomia, Trichoplacea, Trichoplacidae.
AUGGAUAAAAGCGCCGAGAAAAUAGUGACUGGUUCUCCUCUUUCAGCUAUUGUUGUAGAGAAUAGAGAGAAUGUCAGCAAGGAAAAAGUAGAUAUUAUUCAAAAGUCCGAAGACAUUGCUAGCGAAAAUGAUACAGUAGAUGAGCAUAGCAGUAAUUCCAAUGAUAGUAAAUCUGACAAUAAUGAUGAAGAUCAUGACGUAAAACAUGAGAAAGAUGCUAAGAAUAAUGCCAGUGCUGAUCCUGAAUAUUUUAUGAAGGAAAGAUCUGCUUUGGAUGAUCAGACUGUAACAUCAACUUCAGCGACUGAAGAUGAAAGUAAAGAAAAGUAUGAACAGGAUCCAUUAAAGCAUGAAAGCAUUGCCCAUAACCAUAGCGGUAGCAGCAAGAAAUCAUCUAGCGACGAUGAUAGUAUACCCCUGAGCGAUGAUAUUGUAACUACCAGUGUAUCCAAUGAUAGUGAUGACAAUGCUUCGGAGUUGCUUGUUAGCACACCACGAAAGAGGAAUGAUAUAGCAGAAUCGGAAGAAAAUCAUGAAGUAAAAAAGAUGAAAAAGGAUUCGGAAGAUCAGGACUGCUUAGUAAAGGAAGGAUAUCCAAGAAAAUUUAAUACCGCGAAACGGAAACAUAAGAAGUCUUGUUUAAUCAACAGUAAAUCGUCAUCCUUUUGGUAUCCAAUUCCUAGCAAGUAUUUAGUAAUCACUGGGGCUAAAAAAGAUACCUUGAUAACAUUACGCAAAUGUUCUAAGCAUUCUGUAAGACAAAAGCAAGUUCCAUAUCGAUUGCAAACUAUUGACUCUAGUUUAAAUCGGACGCCCGCUGGUACAUGUUUUAAAAAACUCUUCGAGAUGAUAUUUACUCAUGGACAAAUCACUGGUACAAAAGAUUUGCAAGCCAUCUUACGGUUUGGAUUUUGCUAUAUACGCAAAAGCGACAUGAUUAAGAAGAGGAUAAAAGAACGAACUAAUUCAUCUGAUAAAUCACUCUAUUUUACUGCAUCAGAUAUAUUAUACGCCAUUAAUGGUUUAUUACCUUAUUCAAUGCAUGAAGGUACCUUACCGAAUAGAUUGCAGCGUACCAUUGAACAUAUCUUCUACAAUCAAUUGUCGAAAGACUAUCGUUCACAGCUAGAUUGUCUUGUUAAAAAGCGAAAUUUAAUAAUUAUACAAGAUCUGGAUACGGAUUGUGACGAAGUUGUCACUUAUGAGAUCAAAUAUAAGGAUGAUUCGAAAGUAUAUAUUUUCUCCGAAGAAAAUGAUUAUGUCACAGCUGAAGAGAACUUAAUCCAGUCUCCUUUAUGUAUCGAUUUAGUAAGAGGUAAUAAUUCUAAUUUUGAUUUACGCUAUGAAUUAAAUCGUAUCAAAACAACGUCGAAUUUGCAAGAGAAACCUUACAAGGUUAUAUCAGAACUUAAUCAGGGCCACUUUAAGUUCAAAAAUGAAUGCAUCAAAAUUAAGAAGAAGUAUUGCAACAAGAUUGAAAGUUUUAAAAAAGUGAUUACAAAACGUUAUACCAGCUCUGAAAGGACUAUAAAUAAAACAGUCAGUAAUCCAUUGUGGAAAUGUUGUACCUAUGUUGAUAAGCAAGUCCAUGAAUAUCAUCAUUUUGAUGUACGUCAAAGGAUUUUCAAUAACAAGAAUGUAUAUCUUGAGGCUCAUUUUGAAUUUAAUGCUGAAGAUUGGUAUCAGCCAAGUAAUGGAAAGUUAUGUGAUUCUGUAGUAAGUAACUUUUAUAAAUUUGGUCCUGAAGUUGUCUCGGUGUGGAAGGAUAGUAAUCAUCGUUUCAGAAUAGCUUGUUGA